Plasmodium reichenowi is the source of this 829-nucleotide messenger RNA. RefSeq lists its product as hypothetical. The annotation marks the transcript as partial. Gene Ontology annotation, biological process: NAD transmembrane transport. NCBI's taxonomy places the organism in Eukaryota, Apicomplexa, Aconoidasida, Haemosporida, Plasmodiidae. Gene Ontology annotation, molecular function: NAD transmembrane transporter activity. The transcript is spliced from 7 exons. The record is from RefSeq and is a predicted model, not a curated record.
AUGUUAAUAGAAAAAUAUGAUGAGAAACCCAAAUUUGACUUAGGAUUUUCUCCUUUUUAUUUUAUAUCUUAUCCCUUAUACAAUAUUCAAUGUAGAAGUAUUUUAUAUAAACAUUUAAAUAAUUAUGAGGCAAAUAUAACAUAUACUCCUCUAAUUAAUAUAAAUAAUUUAAAUAUAAAAACGUAUAUUAUUUAUAUAUUUAAUAGUCUACAUCAGAUAUAUAAUAAUGAGGGAAUAAGAGGAUUGUAUAAAGGGUUAAUUCCAAUGUUAGCCCACAUAGUAUCAAAAAAAUCUAUUUAUUACUUUCUCGAAAACGUUCAUUUUGUCAUAUUUAGAAGGCUAAGAUCUGAAAAGAGAAGAGAUAUUUAUGAUAAAAAAUUAAUACGAAAUUAUGAAAACAAUUCAAUGAACGAUAAAGAAAAUGAUAAUAAUUUUAUUGGAGAUUCUAUUAACUCAAAAAUUGUCAAGCAAAUUAAUUUUGUUAAAGAAGAAAAUAAUUUUAUUAAAAAGAAAAAGAAAAAGAAAUAUUUCCAUCUUUCCUUAUAUCACAGUUUUUAUGAAUAUGUUAGUUGUAUUCUAUCAUAUCCCUUAUUAAAUAUAUCCACAAAAUUAAUUAUAUUUCAAAAUAAUUCAAGAUCGUUAUUAUAUAAUAUAAAAAACAUUAUUCGUUUAACAUACAUGUAUGAUGGAAUAUACGGAUUUUUUAAAGGCCUAAAUAAUUAUCUAAUCAUCCAAUCAAUGGAUAAAGUUUUAAAUUGUUUCUUGUAUAGAACCUUUUCAAACAGUUGUUCGUAUGAUAAGGUUGUUACCAUUAAAGUGGUUUUAUCAA